This is a messenger RNA of Knipowitschia caucasica, 1485 nucleotides long. NCBI's taxonomy places the organism in Eukaryota, Metazoa, Chordata, Actinopteri, Gobiiformes, Gobiidae. The record is from the annotation of a GenBank genome assembly.
AUGUCCUUUCCUCAGCUGGGAUACCAGUAUAUUCGGCCCAUAUACCCGCCGGAGCGCCAAGGACUUCCCAGCAACGCCAGGAGCGGGACAGAGCUCAGUCCGUCUGGAGCGCUCUCUAACGUGCUGUCCAGCAUGUACGGAUCUCCCUUUGCUGCCGCGGCGCAGGGCUAUGGAGCCUUCCUCCCUUACUCCAGCGAUAUAUCUCUUUUCAACCAACUGGGUGCUCAGUAUGAGCUGAAGGAUAGCCCAGGUGUACAGCACCCAGGCUUUGCCCACCACCACCCUGCCUUCUACCCCUAUGGCCAAUACCAGUUUGGGGAUCCCUCCAGACCCAAGAACGCGACGAGGGAGAGCACCAGCACCCUGAAGGCCUGGCUCAGCGAACACAGAAAGAACCCGUACCCCACUAAAGGAGAAAAAAUCAUGCUCGCCAUCAUCACCAAGAUGACCCUCACACAAGUGUCCACCUGGUUCGCCAACGCCAGGAGGAGACUCAAGAAGGAAAACAAGAUGACGUGGGCCCCCAGGAACCGCACUGACGAAGACGGCAAUGUUUACUCGAGUGACCAUGAAGGGGAGGAGGGCGACAAGAGAGAAGAUGAAGAGGAGAUUGACUUGGAGAACAUUGACACAGAGAACAUCGAAAAUAAGGACGAUUUGGAUGACCAGGACGACCUGCACUCUGAACUCAAACUGGACGCGAGAAGUGACUCUGAGGUUUCGGAUGGCUAUGAGGAUUUACAAGGGCCUGAGCAGAGGUUUCUAAAAGCUAUGGGCAAAGACAAUAAAGUCGUGGACCGAGAGCACUUCCACAGUCUCCACCACCACCACCACCACCACCACCCACUUGACAUUAAAGCGGCCCAAUCCAACGGGGAGCCGUUAAAACUCAACGCGGUGUCUGCGGGCUCCCCUCCCUCAGAGAAUAACGCAGCCCCAGCUGCUCAGAAACCAAAGAUUUGGUCUUUGGCAGAGACAGCCACGGCUCCUGACAAUCCACGCAAAUCCCCACCACAAAUAAAUGGAGCUAACUCCGCAGGGCCCGCGGCGCAGACCAUAAUCGCCCCUCACAGACUCAUUUCUUCUUGUCCCGUUGGGAAAAUUCAGAACUGGACAAACCGAGCGUUCUCUGCGCAUCAGCUGGCUUUACUGAACUCUAACCACUAUCUGGGACUGGCAAACCAGGCCACAGCCACAGGCCUGGCCCUGUACAGCAGCAGGCAAACGGAGGACAAGAGCCAUAGUCCAGAGACUCCAGUCACAGGGCUGCGGAAACGCGUAUGUUGUGAGCGCAAAGUUGGAGCGUGUGUCCGCCUGCUCCCUCACGGGGCUGGGACCGGAGCAGCCCCUGUAGCCCCUGCAGCCGCGGGAACUCUCCGCUGCUCUCCUCACUGUGUUGCCUUCCUGUCUAAUCAAUUAUCCGCCUUCAGAGCCUCAUCUAACUGCGUCAUGCAUAUUAAUAAGCGCAAUCAGCCAGCUGCUUGA